Molecule: messenger RNA, 921 nt
Organism: Mycosarcoma maydis (corn smut)
Lineage: Eukaryota; Fungi; Basidiomycota; Ustilaginomycetes; Ustilaginales
Exons: 2
Coding region: 1-921 (306 amino acids)
Cellular component (GO): cytoplasm; mitochondrion
Source: RefSeq, a predicted model, not a curated record
AUGUCGCUUCCCAACUGGGAGAUCACCGACUCGGUGAAACAGAAUCGGAUUCUUGCAGACGUCAUGCGGGCCAUGCACCGUAUUGCACCGCUUCAGCUGGCUGACACAUCGUUUGACAACGUCGGUCUGCUAUUGCAAGCUCCGGCAUCUACCACAAGCCAGUCCAGCGAACAGCAAAGUGUCAUGCUUGCCAUCGACCUGACAACAGACGUAUGUAAUGAGAUUCUCUCCUCGUCUGCCAAUGUCAAGGUUGCGCUUGUCUACCAUCCCAUCAUCUUUCGAGGUCUCAAGUCGUUCACUUUGGCCGAUCCUCAGCAGACAAGCUUGUUGCGGCUUGCAGCGGCCGGAGUGAGUGUAUACUGCCCCCACACUAGCCUCGACGCAACUCCCGGAGGCAUCAAUGACUGGCUCGGAAAGGUGGUCACGUCACGUUCGGCUUUUCCUGAACUCAAAUCGGCCGAAAGUGUCAACGACUUUCGCUCCAAUCCUUAUCCUGCUCUUAGCAUGUCAAAGAAUCCCCCCAAAGGCUAUGAGGCAGCGGGACUCGGAAGAUUGGUCCAGAUCGAUCCUCCUCAGCCCUUUGAAGAGAUUGUGCGCAGAGUCAAGCAGAAUCUCAACCUCGAUCAUGUCCAGGGCUGCAAAGCGUCUGACAAGCCCAUCUCUACCGUCGCCGUCUGCGCUGGCUCGGGAUCAAGCGUUUUCUCGGGUGUCAAGGCGGAUCUUUAUCUCACCGGCGAGCUCUCUCACCACGAGAUCUUGGCUUACCAGGCAGCAGGCGCAUCCGUGAUUGUCACGAACCAUACCAACACCGAAAGGAAGUAUCUACGAGACGUUCUGCAGCACUCGUUGCAAGAAGAGCUUAGCGGAAAGUACACUGUCCUUGUGUCGCAGAACGACCGAGAUCCCUUGCGGGUAUUGUAG